AUCAUCUGUAUUUAAUUUCACAGAAUAGAUAGGACUAACCGAUCGGAAAUUUACAGGAAAUUAAAUACAGAGAAAACAAGUGCCCAUAUAAGGGAGUCGGAAAAGGAGACAAAGAGACGAGUAAAGAAAAGAAAAUGCAGUGUGAGAGCCGUAGAUUGAUAUUUUCAAAGGGGGCCUGCGCAUGUGUCACGACUCUGAAAGAAGUGUUGACUGUACAGGAAAAACUAAUCCCAAGUGAUCACAUUUAAGUAUAAAAAUAUAACUUGUAUCAAGCAGAGUCUGAAACUACAAUUCAAGAAAACCUUUCUAUUCUAGGCAAUAUAGUUUUGUUUAAUCUUGAUUCUUGACUGCCCCCAUCUUGGGUUUCAAAUUUUCUCAGUAGUCCAUUCUUCUUUUGUCUGGGAAAACAGAAUUGAAGAACAAGAACCCACAAUUGAAUUGUAGUUAGACAAUUCUAAAGCUUUGAAUUCUUCUAGUUCAAAUCCCUCGUGAGCUUCAGAAUUUCUAAUUUUAUUGGUUUCUCAAUCUAUCUUGAGAACGUAAUUGAAGGUUCAGUAGAUUGACUAUCCAUUUUCUAAAUUUUUGAUUUUUUGACUUACCCAUAUGUAUAUAUAAACCAGGGAUCUGGUAAGGAAUAUGGUACUCAAGGAUCUAUCAAUACAAAUUGGUUUGAUUAGAAGAUAAGACCUUGCGAAGGUUGUUCUCUUUUUGGGUUUACAGCUUUGAUCGUUCUUUAUUCACAAUUAGAAGUCUGUUACUGCUAGAGCUUCGAUGGGAUUAUCGCAUUCCUUGCUAGCAGCAGCCUGGAUUGGAAUUUUGAAGAAUAGGAUCUUUAGAUUGACAGACGAGGUUGAGAAAGUUACAGUGAGGUCCAUAAGCUUCGACAGGAAGGAGAGGGAGAUGACCCUUAGAACACUUAGCUUCAAGAAAGAAGAUUCAGAUGCCAUUUCGAAAUCAGAUGUCUCUGAUAAGAUGGUCAUUGAAGAAUCGAUAAGCUUCAAGAAUGGGGAGACCCAGAAAUUGAAAUUUGAAGCAACGGUGUCUUUCAAGGAUAUGGUUCUAGACGGGGAGGAUGUGGGUUCAGUUGCAAAGAAGAGUAAAGAUAACUUCAUCCGAAUACAGAAGAAACCAAAGAUAUUUCUUCCUGAAACAAAACCAACGGUAGUUUUUUCUCCAAGGAUUUUUUCUCCUCCAAAGCCAGUGAGCGAGCUUGAUGCAGCUGCAGUUACGCUUCAGAAGGUCUAUAAGAGUUACAGGACCCGAAGGAACCUCGCAGAUUGUGCCGUUGUGGUAGAGGAGCUCUGGUGGAAGGCAUUAGAUUUCGCAGCUCUGAAGCGAAGUUCUGUGUCGUUCUUUGACAUAGAGAGACCAGAAACUGCGAUUUCCCGGUGGGCAAGGGCCAGGACGAGGGCUGCCAAGGUGGGUAAAGGUUUGUCCAAGGAUGAGAAAGCUCAGAAGCUAGCGCUACAACAUUGGCUUGAAGCUAUAGAUCCGCGGCAUCGUUAUGGGCACAAUCUACACUUAUAUUACGACAUCUGGUUCGAUAGCGAGAGUACCGAACCUUUCUUCUACUGGUUGGAUGUGGGAGACGGGAAAGAAGUAAACCUGGACAAGUGCCCGAGGGUGGAUCUUCAGCGCCAAUGCAUCAAAUACCUGGGACCGAACGAGAGGGAAUCAUACGAAGUGAUAGUGGAAAAUGGGAAGCUAGUGUACAAACAGAAGGGGACGCCUGUAGACACAGAUGAAGGGUCAAAGUGGAUCUUCGUGCUGAGCACAGCAAGGGCACUGUACGUAGGCCAGAAGAAGAAAGGAGUCUUCCAACACUCCAGCUUUCUAGCUGGAGCGGCUACCACCGCCGCUGGAAGAUUGGUCGCUCACGAUGGUGUUCUUGAGGCUAUAUGGCCUUACAGUGGGCACUAUCACCCAACAGAGGAGAACUUCAAGGAAUUCAUUAGCUUCCUUCAAGAGCAUCAUGUAGACCUCACCAGUGUCAAGAGGAUCGCAAUAGACGACGACAGCUCAUCUUACAUACUUGCAGCAGAUGAGGAAACUAAGCCAGAGUCAUCAGAGGAAGAGCCCUUUACAGCUAAAGCUACAGGUGAGCCACAAUCAUAUGGCAUAUCUGCAAAUGCAGCAGUUAUCGGUGGUUCCACCCAAGAUUCUUCUGUUGAUGAUCAUCAAGAGGAAGAAGUGGGAGUUGAACAAGGAGUUUUCGAUCUGGGUAAGCGUUUGUCCUGCAAAUGGAGCACAGGAACAGGGCCGCGUAUAGGGUGCGUGAGAGACUAUCCAGCAGAGCUUCAAUUCAGGGCAUUGGAGCAAGUCAACCUUUCUCCAAGGCUCACACCUGGAGCAGUUUGGGGUUGUGGGCCCAUCCCUUCACCAAGGCCCAGUCCAACUGUUCGCCUCUCUCCUAGGCUUGCAUACAUGGGCCUUCCCAGCCCUCCACUACUUUCUAAGAUUACUAUUUCUCACUAAAUAGAAACUUCAAUAGAGGCCUAAUGGCCUAUCCUCUUGGGUUUUUAUGAACCUGGGCAAGUGAAAUGGUUCCAGGAUCUUGUGUGUCAAAGGGCCCUUCCCGUGCCCUGACCCUUGACUCUGAGAGACUUCUCUUUUUCUUUUCAAUAACAAAUAAUUACAGCUUCAGUUUUACAUGGGCUUAACAUCCUGCCCUUGUAAUAUUCUUCUUUAGUGGGCUUUUAACCCAUUCUUUCAAUCUUUUUUUGACCUCAUUGUCAUGUAAAUCAUGCUGUUCUUACGUAAUGUGUAAGACAGUUUUUCAUUUUUAAUGAAAUCUUUGUUAUUUAAAA
Messenger RNA from Macadamia integrifolia, 2807 nucleotides. RefSeq names its product IQ domain-containing protein IQM1-like. The transcript is spliced from 9 exons. Lineage: Eukaryota; Viridiplantae; Streptophyta; Magnoliopsida; Proteales; Proteaceae. The record is from RefSeq and is a predicted model, not a curated record. Bases 772 to 2475 code for a protein of 567 amino acids.